Molecule: messenger RNA, 717 nt
Organism: Solanum tuberosum (potato)
Lineage: Eukaryota; Viridiplantae; Streptophyta; Magnoliopsida; Solanales; Solanaceae
Product: cyclin-D1-1-like
Exons: 3
Coding region: 82-420 (112 amino acids)
Source: RefSeq, a predicted model, not a curated record
AAUGACAAUAUAGAUGAUGUGCCACCACUAUCAGACUAUCCAGUAGGAGCUUACAACAUUAAUGUGAAUGCCAUAAAGAGAAUGGAGAUUUUGGUUCUUGUUGAUUUCAACUGGAAUAUGAAUUGUGUGACUCCUUUUGAUUUCAGAAUUUUUUUCGUAUCGAGAUUCUGCAGAGAUGUUACAAGAUUAGACAUAACUAGAAUAACAACUGCUCGAAUCAUCAUGAGUGCUUUAAGAGAUUUGAGGUUAAUGAAUCAUAGACCAUCUGUAGUAGCAGCAGCUGCAACAUUAGUAGUAGUAAACAGAAAUUUCACCAUACAAGAAUUGGUUAUUGAGAUAAAUGCUUUGCCUAUAAAUGGAUUUCUUCAAAUUGUUGAUGUGAGUUACUGCUACAAUAGAAUGCUAGAGCUGAACAUUUGAGGAUGAUGACAAACAAUCCUAGCAGCUUUUGAUGCAGCACCCGUCUCGGAUUCUUCAAAUAUACACUACUGGCGAAUUCGACACAAACCCGAUGGCAUUUUUGAAAAGUCCGAACAACAUUGCCCAGCAGAAGAAAUAUUAGUGAGAUUGUUAUUAGCUUCUUUUUGUUAGAUAAACAAAUAGGGGAUUCAUUGAUUGUUGGUAGAUGUUGAACUGAUUCAUUGUUAGUACUAGUAAUAUUUUAGUACAUGUAUGGUUCUUCUCUCUAUCUCUCUGUUAAUAAUACCUCAAGAGAAC